Messenger RNA from Lathyrus oleraceus (garden pea), 777 nucleotides. RefSeq names its product NDR1/HIN1-like protein 6. The record is from RefSeq and is a predicted model, not a curated record. NCBI's taxonomy places the organism in Eukaryota, Viridiplantae, Streptophyta, Magnoliopsida, Fabales, Fabaceae. The coding region runs from base 40 to 777 and encodes 245 amino acids. Gene Ontology annotation, biological process: defense response to other organism. Gene Ontology annotation, cellular component: plasma membrane. The transcript has a single exon.
UCUCCCUCCAUCGACAGUAUUAUUUUCUCCCAAACAACCAUGACAGAUCGAGUAUACCCCGCCGUCAAACCCACCACCACCGCCGCCAACGGUAACGGCGUAUUCACCGUCAACCCAUCUUUCCCAGCCACAAAGGCCCAACUGUACGGUGCCUCUCGCCCAACCUACCGUCCUCAACCCCAUCACCGUCGUACCCGUCGUCGCUGCUGCUGCUGCACCUUCUUCUUCUACCUCCUCCUCAUCAUCCUCAUCCUCCUCUUCAUCAUCGGCAUCGCCGGCACUGCUUUCUACCUAAUCUACGGUCCCCACCGUCCUUCCUUCACCGUCACUUCCCUCAAACUCUCCUACCUCAACCUCACAUCUUCCUCCACUCUCAACUCAAAAUUCAACGUCAACAUCACCGCCAAAAACCCCAACAAAGACAUCACCUUCGUUUACCAACCCACCUCCAUUCAAAUUCUCUCCAACGAAAUCGAUGUCGGCGACGGAACAAUCCCCUCUUUCAAACACGGCAAGAAGAACACCACUCUGCUAAAAGCUUCCAUUCUGAGCAAAGGAGCACCGCUAGAGAGCGACGCCGCAACAGAGUUGAAGAAGAACAUGAAGAGCAAGAACGGGUUACCGUUGAAAGUGAAAUUAGAUACCAAAGUGAAGGCUAAAUUGGGAAAAUUGAAGACACCUAACAUCAGAAUAAGAGUCUCUUGUGACGGAAUCAGAGUCCAUGUUUCCGCCGGUAAGAAACCGGUGGCGGUGGCGGAAGCUUUGUACAGAACAUGA